CGGGGUGGGGUCUGUCUGUCUCCGCAGCCAUCAAACCAAAUCCCCGAAGGGUGUCGGACAAGGAAGGAGCCGUCUUCAAGACAAAACACAAGACCGACAGAACAAUGGGGAGUCUGUUUAGGAGCAUAAUGUAGGUCUUUCCUUUUUUUUAUAGAUAAUUAAUUGGACGAUAUAAUAUUUAUUAGUUUAAUGGAUCAAUCAUCAACGAUGAGGAGGUUGAUACUGGCCGCGUUCGUCCUCUCUUCCCUACCGACAGAGGUGCAGAGCGUCCAGGUGAAUGUUCCUCAGACAGAGAGGAGUACAGCUCUGUUUGCCUCCGUCAUCCUGAGGUGUGACUACUCCACCUCCGCUAACCAGCAGGAUGUCCAGGUCACCUGGCGAUACAAGUCCUUCUGCAAGGACCCCAUCCUGGAGUAUUACUCCCAAGCGUACCAGAAUGCUCUGCAGCUGGGUCAGGACCCGGCCAAUGACUGCCCAGACCGCCAGCGCACGGUGAGGAUCAUCGUCCAGAAGAGAGGCUCCAACGAGGCCAUACUGGGCCCAGAGUACCGGGAACGCAAGAUCUCCGUCCAGAACAAGGCUGACCUGGUGAUCAAUGAGAUCAUGUGGUGGGACAACGGAGUUUACUACUGUUCUGUGGAAGCCACAGGAGACACCAGCGGCGGCUUGGAUGGCGUGAUCAGCCUCAUGGUCUACAACUGGCUGACGGUGCUGUUCAUGGUGAUUGGAGCUCUGCUCCUCAUCCUGCUCUUCUGUAUCUGCUGCUGCCAGUGUUGUCCUCAGAGGUGCUGCUGCUACGUCCGCUGCCCCUGCUGCCCACAGACCUGCUGCUGUCCUGAGAAAGCGGUGAUGCAGCACAGGAUGAUGAAGGAUGCCCAGAGGGCCAUGGGUCCAUGGAUGGGAGGUCAGCCUAUGUACAGCCCCAUGAGCCACGGCUCCUCACAGAUGAACCCUCUGCUGUAUGCAGGCUCCCAAUCAGGAAAGAGCAUCGCCAUGGCCCCCAUGCCCCUCCCCCCUCCCCCAUCUGGCUACAGCAUGCCCCCCAGUGUCCACGCUGCCAGCAUCUACAACAACCAACAUCCCGGCAACAAGCAGAUGCUGGACUACCUGGAGAGCCAGGUGAGGGGCAUGGAUGGGACCAGCCCCAUGAUGCAGCCCCAGCCCUACCACCAGCAGGUUCAGAUGAUGCCCCCUCCCCCUCAGCACAUGAUGCCCCAGCACAUCCCCUUCUCAGCGGGUCCUCCCAGCAUGCUCUCUGGCCUGGACGACGGGGCCGUGGAGUACCGGGGGGUCAUCCAGAUGCCUCCCAUCGUAGAGCAGCCUGGACGAGGAGGUCGGAGAGGGGGCCAGCCACCGCUUGCUCCUAGAACAGGUCCACCCAGCUCCAGAGAAAGCAGCCGCAGCGAGAGUCGCUUCACCAAUCACCGUGACGACCGCAGCGAAGCCAGCGGGCGCCGUUACCCGUCGCCGUCAAGGAGCCGUGGCAUGUCAAGGAGCUACAGUGAAGACUUUCUGGACGGGGAGAGUCGGGGGGCGCGAGGUCGAAUGGGUUCCCAUGACGACCUCAGCGACAGGGUCCCUCGAUCCCGCUCCAGAGACGAUCUGUUCGAGGAGCAGCGUCGCGCCCCGCCUCCCAGCAACUACUCCCGCUCCCGCAGGGGGUCGUUCAGUUCAGAUGAGGAUGAAAACAGCAGGAGAGGAGAGGGCAGAGGUCACAGGAGAGGAGGAGAAAUGUGUUCGGACAUCCCGCCCAGCUAUUCUGAAUACGAGCCGGGACAGAAACCACCAAGGAGGAAUGAGCGUUACUCUGUUAAAACUCUGCUUUAGUUAGUACACUGAAAGCACACUCCUAAACACACACACACACAAACCACACAAACAACCCCUUCAAAAUUAUUUACCAUCUGACAAUGGCAUUUGAUCCAUGCCUUCAAUUACACAUAAUCAUAUAAUCACGCAGAUAUGAAAGAAUCACUCACUAAGACACACUGGUGCAUACUACUUGGUUUCGUCACUGCUUCCAUUCAUGGAGCCUUUAAUUAAUGUGUCCCACUACAGGACAAGAGUUCUGGCAGGGGCACUGUGGUCAUCUGAUCUGGGCUCUCACUGGCUACCUCUCCUCUCCUUCUGCUGAUUGGCAUUACAACAGCCCCCUCUGCUGGUUGAACGCUCUCAGUGCAGAUAAGCGCCCAAUCUUGACAAUCUGUUGUGCAAACAAAAGCUGUGUGUACAGUACAGUGGUCAGUCAGUCAGCCAGCCAGUGAGUCAGCCCUCAACAGUAGAUGAGCAAUUGAAAGGCUCAGCAUUGGGAAAUCAGAGACUGUAGAAAGAACUGAGGUUGGGCAAUUUUGCAGAGCUAAGCAAUUGUCUUUGGUCAUCAGCCAUGUUGUCCUCCUCCUUCACCUUCGCCCUCUGUUUUCCUCCAUCCGCCCUACAUCUCUCCAUCUUGUAUUAUCCUAACGGGGAAAGAAAGGACUAAACGAGAUAAAUGAAUGACAACAUAUGAAGGAUUUAGAAAGCACGAAUGAUAGCUGUCGGCAUGCAAUUCGACAUGUCGAUCUGAUUUUCCAGAUUCAUACUCUAGAACGUUUACAAUUUCUUAAACGUUUUUGAAGUUACUACACAUAUCUUAAGUUGACGUUUUGAAGGGUAUUUAGGUUUUAUAUUUUACAUUUUAUUUGUAUCAUUGCCAUAACAUUGUUAACAGAUGAGAAUAAUACAUAAUAUGCCUUAUUUAAUUGUUUGUCAAAAGUUAACCAGAAAACAAAAUGUUCCCUGUUUGUUUUUAGCCAUAGCCUAUGUAGGCUUGUACUCCAUGAUCACUCAGGUCCCUUUCUACAUGUUGUGCAUGUAAAUAGUUUGAAUUGUGCGCUCUGUCUGGACAUCUUGAAUAUUCAGUUAUGUAGGUAUCGAUAUGGCUCACGAUAUAUCAAAUGUCAGGAAAAUAAGCAAAGACGAUGUGCUGUUACUUGAAGUCAGUUUGCUUAGGGACUUAUCCAAUUAGAGGAAGCAAAACCACCACCAUACCCUCAGGGUGAACUAGGCUUUGAUGUGAAGAUCACAGCUGUAUGAUUUGAUGUCUCUGGAUAGAAAAUGGUGGAGGUGUAAGUUACUCCCUCUUAGGGACAAUGAAGGAAACGUUUUCAAUAAAGUUAAUUUAUAGAUA
Messenger RNA from Salvelinus fontinalis (brook trout), 3166 nucleotides. RefSeq names its product immunoglobulin-like domain containing receptor 1a (gene ildr1a). Gene Ontology annotation, molecular function: high-density lipoprotein particle receptor activity. The transcript is spliced from 7 exons. The record is from RefSeq and is a predicted model, not a curated record. Lineage: Eukaryota; Metazoa; Chordata; Actinopteri; Salmoniformes; Salmonidae. Gene Ontology annotation, cellular component: plasma membrane. Bases 190 to 1827 code for a protein of 545 amino acids.